Messenger RNA from Brienomyrus brachyistius, 1056 nucleotides. Its product is annotated as 2-oxoglutarate receptor 1-like. The transcript has a single exon. Gene Ontology annotation, cellular component: plasma membrane. Gene Ontology annotation, molecular function: G protein-coupled receptor activity. The record is from RefSeq and is a predicted model, not a curated record. The coding region runs from base 1 to 1056 and encodes 351 amino acids. NCBI's taxonomy places the organism in Eukaryota, Metazoa, Chordata, Actinopteri, Osteoglossiformes, Mormyridae. Gene Ontology annotation, biological process: G protein-coupled receptor signaling pathway.
AUGAAUCAGAGUAAUAAGUCGGGAUUGUACCCCAAUGUGGUGAUGCUAUUGAAACGAUACUACCUGCCAUCCAUGUAUGUGAUCAUCUUUACUGUGGGCCUCCUGGGGAAUGUCACCUCCAUCAUCAUCUACACAGUGAAGAUACGACCCUGGAAGAGCUGGAACCUCAUAAUGCUGAACCUGGCCUUGGCAGACCUGCUCUACGUCUUCAGCCUCCCUUUCCUGGCUUAUUACUACAUUAACGGUGAAGACUGGACCUUGGGACCAUUCAUGUGCCGAUUUGUACGUUUUAGCUUCCACUUCAACCUCUAUGGCAGCAUUUACUUCCUCACUUGCCUCAGCAUCUUCCGCUAUGUGGUGGUGGUCUACCCACUGAAGGUCGACGUUCAUCAGAAGAGGUGGGGGAGCUUGGCCUGCCUUAUCGUAUGGGUCAUCUCCGCCAUCGAGAUCCUCCCCAUGUUCACCAUGAUCAACUUGCAAGAAGAUAACAACAUAACAACUUGCCCAGACUUUGCCAGUCAAGAUCCAGUGCUGCAAGUCUGGUGCUACACCUGGGUACUGACGGUUCUAGGAUAUUUCGUGCCCUUGGUAGUGGUCAGUUUCUGCUAUUCCAGGAUUGUAAAAGUCUUGUCAAAGGGCCCAGAAAUGCACAAUCUGCAUCGGAUGCGUGCCCGUAGGCUCACCGUGCUCAUCCUGGUCGUCUUUGUGGUGUGCUUCAUGCCGUUCCACAUCUUACGCACGGCACGGAUCGCCACCAGAAUAUGGCCGAGGUCCUGUACUGUCACAGCCUGGGUCCAAGCCAUGUAUAUCAUCUCUCGGCCUGUGGCAGGUCUCAACACCUUCUUCAACCUGGCCUUAUACACGCUGGCAGGUGACAAGUUCCAGCAAGCUUUUGUCAGCAUGUUUAACUGCAACUACUAUGUUUCUAAGAUCAAGUCCCUACUUACUGUGCCAGUCAUCAGCAUUGCAACCGCCGCCUCUCCGCAAACGAAACCAGCUGAUUUGAGUAAAACACCUUCACCGUCCAAACCACAUGCCGCUAAUGCACAAUGUUAA